This is a messenger RNA of Tetrahymena thermophila SB210, 902 nucleotides long. RefSeq lists its product as hypothetical. NCBI's taxonomy places the organism in Eukaryota, Ciliophora, Oligohymenophorea, Hymenostomatida, Tetrahymenidae. The transcript is spliced from 4 exons. The record is from RefSeq and is a predicted model, not a curated record.
AUUGAUUUCUAAAUUUCUUUUAUUAAAAAUAAUCCGCAAAAACAAAAAAAACUCUUUAUUACCAAAAAAGUUAAAAAGUUGUUGUUUUUAUAAGUUAUAAUGAAUAUUUAAUAAAUUGAAAUAAAGACUGUAUUAGGUAAAGAUGAAUAGAUUUUCUCUUAAUUGAGAUCUGAUUUAUAGAUAAUACUGAAAGCAGAGAAGAAUUUAAUUUAGGCCUAUAAAACUUUUUCAACUAAUAUGAGACAAAAGAUUUAUACAAAAGAAUACAUUGAAGCAAUGAAAUAAAUAUUUUAAGAUACAGCUAUUCAAUAUGAAGGUAUCACUAAAAAGAGAUAAGAUUUGGCUGAUUUAAUUGACACAAAAAUGCUUCCAAGUUUAAAUUCUUACAUAUCAGAAGUAAAAGAAAUAAAAAAUACUUUGGUAGAAUAUGAAAAAAAAGUAAUAUAGGCUGAUAACAAACUUUAAGAAAAAAUUCAUGCAGAAUCCACAAAAUAAGAAACAAAAAUAGAAAAAGCUGUUGAAGCAUAUAGAGAAGCUAAUUUAAAUGUUAAAAUAUUCAGUAAGAAAAUGUAAAAGUAAUUAGAUAAGUAUAUGCAUAAUAAAAACUAGGAAUUGAAAUGUCUUAUACUACAUCUAGCAAACAAGUAAAUGCUAAUAGAUGCUGAAUCCUUAAAAUCAUUAUCUAUUUUAACCCAGAAUGUGAACAACCACAAAGAGAAAGAAGAAACUGAGAAUUUUUUAGAAACAGUUGUAGGUCGUACAAAUAAUCUAGAAAAUUGAAACAAAAAAUAAUAUAAAAGUAAAAUGUUGCUAAAUUAAAAAUAGAAAAAUAUAUUUUGUAAUUGCUUAUUUUUUAUUUUAAAAAAAAUACUUUUUCAUCAAAUUAAAUUUUAAAUUUUAAA